AUGAAAGUUUUAGGUAAGGUAUCAUUAUCUGAUAUUAAGAUAAUGUGUUGCAUUUCUUCGAAAAAUAUCAUCGAUUCCAUUCCACAAGAUUCUCCUUGUACAGGGGUUGCAUGGUUUAGUAGUUAUGAAUGUGUGUAUUAAAAAAUAGUUUAUAUGAACUAAAAUAAUAGAUCAAUUCCUAAUAAUUAAUAAAAAAUAAAAUAAAUGAUAUUAUUGAAAGUACAUCCUAGAAAAAUUUAAAUGUGGGUAAAAAGGUUGUCAAUGAUAUAAUAUAAUAUUAUACCAUAUCAUUAAACUUAUUUUUACAUUAAUUCGUCAACCCCAAAAUAAGGAAGAUACUCGAUGAGAUGAAUACAUUCUGACUAUAAUUAUAUAUUUUAACCGUGCCAUAAGUAUUAACCGUACGUCCAAGAGACAGCAUAUUUUUGGUAAAAAGUUUUCCCAUGAUAUAGUAUAAAAUUAUACUAUAUCAUUAUCCAAGACCGUUUAUCUUAAAAAUAAAUAGCAGAAUUACAUUUUUCUCAUAUUAUUCACUAUUUAACUAUAAGUGUUUUUUAGCCAAACUGAAAUCCAUUGAUUCACUAACGGUAAAUUUAACGAGAAUUUGUAUUUAUAACGACAAAUCUUAUAGUUACUAUUAUGAAAAUUUAAGAACAAAAAAAAUAGAUGAUUUUAUAAACGAUUUAUGCCAAAUGAUAGACGACAAACGCAUUGAUGUAUUAAUAUUUGAUAAUAUGUACUUGGUAAUAAUAAUAAUUACAACUAUGAUUUAGGUACCUAUAAUUUUAAUUAAUUAUGAACAUUAACAAUUUAGCCGUAUGAUCCCAUCGUAUACGAUGACUCGGGAUAUGAAAACGCCAUGCAAACACGCAUUCAUGAAUUAUUUAAGAAAAUACAAAUUAAAAAUCCAAAUACAUUAUAUGGUUUAAUGCUCAGAGCAGUACCAGAUCCAGGUAAUUUUUCUUAUAUAAAAUGAAAAAUUAUCAUUUCUUGUAAUAUAAAGGAAGAAAUAAAGUUACACGAAUUAUCAUAUAAGGAGGAAGUUUGGUCGUCUGUGAGAGUAAUAUAAAGAAAAAAGGGAUCAAUCCCUAUGUCGUCCCAGAUGAAGUAUGGACAAUUUAAGCAAAAUUAUAAAGAUAGGCUGGUUUAGAGUUUUUUAAAAAUUUUAAAAGGGAAGGAAGCUGUAAAAUGAUGUAGAAAUUAUAUAGGAGUAAACUAGAUGAGUCAUAGUAUGAAGAUAUGGGGAAAAUUAUGAGAAAGAGAAUAAAAACAGGACAUCAAUAUCUAAGAUCAUUUUGGUUUUGUUUCAAAGAACUCGACGAUGUAUCCGGUGAUUUGUGUAAGUCAAAUUGUAAAAAAGUACUGAGAGAAGAAAGAAAAAUCUAUAACAAAAAGAGACAAUAAACGACAUGUAAUAUCGGAAUAGGAAACAUUCGACAUGGUUUAUUAUGAUGACAAUAUAUUAUAAAAAAUACUUAACAGGAAAAAUGUAUCUCAAGUACAAAAAAUCUAACUUUCACAUGUAUGUAAGAUAUUACUUAUAGAAUCGUAAUGAAAAUUUUGGCGAGAAAACAGGACAGUGGCACUGCAAUAAAAAAAUAAAAUUUUAUGUAAACCGAUUUUGUUGAUUUUUGGAUAACCUUUUCAAGAAGAAUAAAAAAUACGUUUUCAUUAAAGUUUAAAGUUUAAUUGUAAAAAAAUAAAACAUAAAAGAAUUACGCUGACUUUUUUUUCUCACUUGUUUUAACUCGUGAUAAUGCUCGAACAGUUUCGCUGAAACCAAAAGAAUUUUUUCAAGAACUUGAGACGAAUAAACCAAAAGUUAAUUAGGACACAUUCAGUAAAUCCUUAUUAAGAAGAACUGACACAGUAGAUAGGUGGCUCUUGAAAGUUCAGAGCAAAUGGAACUAUUGGUGAGGAAGUACGUAAGUGGCGUCUCAUAAGCAUUAGGCAUCCCCUGAUAUAGUGGCAGCCGCCCGACUAACCCAAGACAUCGAGUGUGGCGCCUCCGAGUGGUAAACGAUAUAAACGUUUGAUUAUAAGUUUUGCUUUUUCUUGAACAGAGGAACAGUGGUACCUAUUUAGAACUAGUCAUUAUAAUUUAAAUCCUUCAAUUAUUUUAUUGCAAGUAUAAUUAGAUCAUAAAUAUGCAUUUCUGUAUUAAGAAUUGAAAUAUUUUUUGUUUAAAGUUACGAUUACAUGGUCUACUGAAAAUAUAAAAAAUAUUAAAAUGUAUCGUUAAAUGAAAACAUUAUAAUAGCAUAAUAUAUAAUACUUAUUUAUUUUCAGGUUUUAAUUUACCGUAUUUAGAACCGGUAGUUCCAUUUUUUGUUUAUCCGGCAUGUGACGUAGUAAGUUGUUAUUACCAUGACGGACAGUCGGAAAUGCCCUCCCAAGAUCCGGCAGAUCAAGUUGUAAAUAUUCUAUUAAACUUAUUCGCAACAUGAAUUUAUAUUUUUAUGUAAUUUUAAUUAGUAUUUUUUAUUAUUUAAGAAUUGCUCAUCUAUAACAAUACUUCCAUAGGUUAGAAUUUUUAUGUGAUCAUUAGGUUUACAACAAAAAUAAUAAUAAUAUUAAUUUUUAAAUAAUAUCAAUUGCAUCUCCUAUUAUUUAGAACAUAUUAUAUUUAAAAGUAAAUGUCUACAUUCUAUUAUUUCAGGAGGAAUACGUUAAAUCAGUAAUUUCCCAAGUAAAGAGUAGUAAAAUAUACCUAGUUAUACAAAUUGGAGUAUACUCUUUAAAAUCAUAUGAUGACAAAAUCAAUGUAGAUACUUACACAACUGUAAGUGCAUUACUUAUUUCAUUUUUAAAAAAUGCAGCCGCUGUUUUUAGGUGAUUGAAUGUAUACCUGAAAGCAACGCUAAACAUGGGUUACAAAAAAAANUCUUUAAAAAUGUCAUUUUUCGAUUCAAUUCCAGGUUAAUGUAAAAAUUCGUGGAAAAUAGAUAUAAUGCUAAACAAAAUAUGAAGUUAAAAUAAAUUUAAUAUAUUGUCUGUUUCAUUAUUUUACCAUAAUAUGACGGAUAUAUUGUUGACAAAGCAUCAGUGUCAACUGAAUUUCGCUUAGAAUCGUUUUAUUUUGUUAGCAAUGGUAUAUUGUUGCUUACAGGUAUAGAUUACUUAAGGGUUAUAAGUUAUAAUAUAUCAUAAGGUAUAAUAAUUUCUGCACCCAACCCAAUUAUCCUGGGACGUCUUUUUGUUUUCAGUUUUGUUCAGGAAAACCGAGUAAAUAUCGACGAUUCUGCAUAGAUAAUUUAUUAAAUUUCUAUAAAAAAGUAAGAAAAUAUUUUUAAUUAAAACAUUUUGUAAAUUCAAAAUAUUUUUUAUGUGUACAAAAAAAAAUUCAUCGCAAUAUUAUUGUCAAUAAUGUGUGUAGUCUUGAUAAAGAUUUUAUUAAUAUUAAGCUAUAUAGAAGUAUAAAAUUCCCAAUCAAAGAAAAUUCAUUUAAAAUUUUAGUAACCGAGUGGAUCAAAGAAUUUGUUAGCUUUACAAUGAUGUUUUAGAUUCGGAGUUUACCGAACAGUGCACUGGUUUUACAAAGAUAGUUAUUUUUCAUUUUUUUUUAUGUUAACACUUUAACUACCAAAAAUUAUGCACCUUUUGUGAAAAAAAAAAUGCUUUUAAUGUGGUAUUUUAAAGAGGUCGAUUUUUAAAAAUAUAAUUAAAAUUCGAGAUGAUGAGAAAAACUUCAUUAUUCAAGUUAAAUAAGAUUAAGAGAUAAAAAAUAUGGUCGUUAUUGUUUUCCUAAAAAAACACUAACUGUUGUAAUCGUUUUACUAUAUUAUGACAUACAGUGUAAUGUUGACAAAGCAACAAUAUCAAGUGUACUCGUAGAUAUACAUUAAAUUCCCGUCUGCAUCCUACCUUCAAAACUUUCAACCUACAAAUGUGCUUAGACCUAUUUGCGCAAUACGUCCGUCAUUUUUUGGUUUUGAUUUUUAUCUAGAAAUAUGUCACCAAAUUUAAGUUAAGCAUAUUUAUUUCAAGGCGGUUUUUUUAUUUUUCGUGUAGUUCUCAUAAUAAUAUUUAUUAAAAAAACUUGAAAAGAUCAUACAAUGGCCACAUCCCUUAGUAACAGCUAUUUUUUUUUUUUCAUUAUGGCGCAACCAUUUUACUAUUUAAAAUUGUUAAGAUUAUUUUUUUAUUUUUUUUUUCUGUGGACAUCUUUUCCACCAAAUGUAUUUCAACGAUUUUUAAGUGUAGUUCCUUUUCUGAACGGAAAUCAGCGUGGGGAGAUAAUUUGAAGAGACCAUUUUUACCAUGAUAAUAUACCAUGACAUAUUUGUUUUUAAUAUAGUAGCACUAUCGACUGAACUCCGUUUAGAAUCGUUUUUUCAUUUGCAAUGGUUAUUCUUUACUUAAAAAUAUUAAUUAAAAAACUUUAUGUAUUCUUCUAAUGCAACUUUCCACAAACAGUUGUGGCAUCUGUCUUCAUUAUCGUCCUCUUUUUCCUUUUUUUUUUUUCUAGGGAAAAUUAGUCUCGAUACACAAAUUGGCUGGAGCUUUUCUAUACAGUUAUGAUUAUGAUGAUUUUCACUGCGAUUGUGGUUGUGGAUGUUAUGCUGCAUCCGCUGCAAUUACUGCUGGUGUAAAAGGAUCCCCUGAACCUAAAUUGACCAAAUGUACGAACUGGACACUUAGCCGUCAUGAUCGACAUUAAUCCAUAGAGAAAAGUUUCAUGACGAACUCAAUUAUUAUUGACUUACACAAUAUACGUUUAAUUUUUAUGUAAACCAAGUGUAAUUUAUUAAAUAUUCAACAUUUGUAAAAUAAAUAAACAAAUUGAAGUGUAAGAACUAGUUCUAGUUCCAUCAACAAAUAUAUCAGUGUUACCAUAUUAGUACGCCAUAAAUUAUUUCACAAUUUUAAUUACACACAUUGUCCACACACCUCCAAUUCACUGCAUCGAUCAUAUGGGAGCUGCCAUGAUGGUGACCGUGAAAGACAUUUCGAUUGUGUUGUCUCUUAUCUGGAUGCACCCUGCCGAAGCACUUUUUUUUUGCUCGUCUAAAGUUCUUACUACCUACAUCUUUCCAAACCUAUAUUUAUUGUAACAAUUUAUCGAAAGCUACGUAUCCUUAUAAUUUCUCCUUAUAUAUUAAGCAACGAACUUCCUGUGAAUUUUAAACAUUUCGAAGAAAUUGAUUAUUUCUAUAUUCUCGUAGUAGAACAUUAAGUAAGAAAAUUUGGUAGACGGAAAUAAAUGAAUUAAAAAAUUAUCUCAAGUGGUACGUAGCGGCCGGUCAAAAUUAAACAUCUUUAUAGAAGUAUGUAUAUGUUUAUGUAGCGAUGAUAACUGUAUAUUAAACACACACACACACGUAGGACAAUAUAUACACAUAUUCAUCGACAGACAAACCGCUGUGUAUCCGUUCUACUUUUUACGCACUAAUAAUAUUUGUUCACACAAUUUAUAUUAUAUUUGACAGUUCAUUUCCCACACCACCGUGUAACUGUUCUGCCUAAGCCAGUAAUCUAUUUUACUAUUGCUUUUUAUUCAACUACGUAAGUAUUACACAUUUAUUUUCCAUUUAAAAAAAGGUUUAUUAAUUUUAUUAUAUAUUAUGAAAAUAUAUUUUGUAUGUAUAAGGUGUAUGACAUACACUGUAUGUAUAAUUAAGUUGUACUAAACGGCUUCUUGUUUAAUUUUUUACUAUUAUUUUCUUGCUUCUUUAAUGAAUAAAAUUGAAAAAAUAACUACUAACAAGAUUGUGUUUGCUUUAAAACAACUUGAGGAGUUUCACCUAAAAGAUGAUUUGAAAGAAUAUAAUCGAUAAAUAAUAAUUUUUUUUAGUGCUAGCUAUUACUAAAAAAGAAUCACCUUUUGGAACCUUGUGAAAUAUAUCGAGCUUUAUGGAUGAAAAAAGCCAGGACCAAUAACACUCGCAGAUUUUUGGUACACUAAGUGUUUCUCAGUUUUUAUAAAAUGACCUCGACCAUUGACAGAAAAACACGAAGAUUAUAAUUAAAAAAAUUAAUAAAUCUUUCAGGUCAUAAGAGUUGUCAACCUAACCUUUCCGAGAUCUUGAGUUUAACCAACCGAAUAAAUAUCGAACUGGGGAAGUACUCUCGAGAGGUCAUUUUUCGACUUGCUCCUAUGUUUCAAAUGUACAACAUUUUUUGAAAGGAAAUUUUAUCUAAAAGAUACAUCAAGUAAGUCAUUUUUAGAUUUUCCGAGAUGUUUUCAUAAUAAUAGGAGGAAACAGAGCUAGUAUCAGUAUUAGUACUGAUGAUGGGUACAGCCACUAUUGUAAAUGAGAAGUCAGGAAAUUAUUAUACAUAAAGGAAUGCUGAGAUAAACCCUUGAUAGCGUAAAACGAUUCAGAGCGAAGUUCGUCGAGGUAUAUUUUGAAAUGCCGUAAUUUUUAAGAUAAUCGAAAAAAUAUGGUCUUAAAACGUUUAUGAAAAAAAAAUGAAUGUAUUAUUUAUAUAUAUAUAUGUGCUAUCGCCCGUGUAUCCAGCGCGUACCGGUGCAUUAUCUUAAUCGCUAGUGAUAAUUUUAUCAUUACAUUGAGUCGCUUUCGUACAUCCAUAGUAGUGGGUACGUAUAUUUUCUAUAUGCGGACCAGGCGUUCCGUUAACAUUUUUGCUGAUAUAAGUCGACAUUCGUUCGAUUCGCCAGAUGUAUCCGAGAAUUUAUAUUGUCCGUCAUACACGCGAACGCGUCAACUUCUCCGUUCCGUUGCGUGCUAUUAGUUAAAUCAGAGUGUAAAAUCGCGUAAAUGGUCGUCACCGCCAAAAGUUUGGGUUGGUUGUCAAAGUUGGUAAUGUAGCCGUACGUCCGCGUUCUUUAUCAGCUCGUCACCAUCAUUAUAGAAAAGUCCACUACGGAUGCGAGCGUCGUCAGCCAGUCGCCGACCACGGAUAAUCAUUGGCGAACCUGAUAAGGCCAUUUUCUGAAUAUUAUUUAUCAUUACUCUUAUAAUUAUUAUAUAUUACCAGCGAAUGAAACAUACCUGCCAAUAUCAUAUAUUGUACCAGAAACUGGUAUCUUCUGCUUUUUACGAUUCCGGUUCUGGUACUCAAUUAUUUCAUUAAGAGUUUCUGGUUCCGGUUCUGCUUUUGGAAUAUUAAUUUAGAGUUCUAGUUAAAACCAGUAUUAAACACUUUUGAAAAUGUAUAUAUUUGUAUACAUUCGUUCAUGGUUAGAUAACCUUGAUCAUGUUCCCUACGUAGGGGAAAAAGGCUUGCAGAUGGCGAUUCCGUGCUCACCGUGAGCUAGUUUCCCCUAUACAGGCACAACUUCUCACCUUCAACGGUACCCACGUGCGAAAUAUGUCCACCCAAUUUUUUUUUUUUAAUAUUAUUCUGUUAAAAUAUUCAUUAAGACAUAAAAUACUGGCAUAAAAAUUAUAUGAUUGCUAUUUUUAGACACGGUAAAACAUUCAGAACAUUUUAGCAUAAUAAUUUUGCGAGUUUUUUACUCAAAUUUUGUUUGGUAAUUACUUAGUAGAUAAAUUGUUGGAUGUCACAGAAAUACUAAACAUUUGACAAAAGGUUAAAUUCUAGGGUAAUGAACACUGGUGCAGAUACUUUUAUGGAUAAUUUAAUGUAUAUCUAUAAACAAUGAUAAACCAUUGUUAAUGAAAAAACGAUUCUGAGCGGAGCUCAGUUGAUAGUAAUGUUUCGUCAACAGAAUAUAUGUCAUAUUCUAAUAAAAUAAUUAAAUAAGAUUUAUAUAUUUUCUUUAAUAAUAUUUGUUUAAUAUAGUACCAAUUUCUUCAGUUUUCCUACGUUUUUCCCAUGUAUUAUCACGGUUUUCCGCAUUUGAUAAGAAGACUCGAAAAUCGAAAAAUGACCUUUCUAAAGUACAUUCCUAAUCGAAUUGCCUUUUAGAAAUCUUGCAAUAUAAGUUGGAACGAAAUUGCUGGUAGAAAAAUAGUUUACAAAAAAAGAAAAUGCCGUAAUAUAUUUUUACUAAUACAUACUUUUCCUAUAUUUUCUCUUUUUUCAUCAGUUUUUUCGGUUUUUCAAAAGUGAUGAAUGUUACGGGCGUCGGCUUAUUCCCUUUUAAGUAUCAUGGACAUAUAUCGGAUCAUUUUUAAUGUCUGAGAGGUACUGGGUUCACAAAAAUAAUUAAAUAAUUCAGUUCUUCGUUGUAGAUGUCAUACUCAGAGAAUUGUAAGUAUAUUUCUGGUAAAGUGCUGAAUAAACGAAUCACCCUAUGUUAUAUGAUACUAAAUAAAUCAAAAACAUAUAAUAUAUUUAAAUAAAUUAUGUUAUAUAAAUUUAGAUCAUACUGAUAAAACAAGAAAAUGUUGGUACCAGUGGAUAUAUGACACUUGUAGUAAUCAAUUAUAAUUAUUAACCGAUAAUGUUUUCUUUUUUUUUCAUAAGCACUGUGUAAAUAUUAAAUAUAUGAAUUUGUUCGAACAUCAAAUAUACAUAUUUUAAUUUAAUUAAAACAUUAAAAUAAAUUUUGAUGUGAUUAAUAUUCAUUUUCAGUAGGAUAAUAUACUUCAAAAAAAUUACGGAACACUUUGUUAGCAAUAUUCACAAACACAGGAUCAGAUAUAAUAAUGGAUUCACUUAUUAACAAUAGAAAAUAUCACAUCAAUUCACUUAUAAUUUUGACAAUUUUCGUUGAAAAUUCGAGUACGUAUUUAAUUGAUAUUCUUUUUUUCUAAAAUAUUUUAAUUUUUUAAUCUAAAUAUUUUACUUUUACAAAUUUAAUGAAAGUUUUAGGUAAGGUAUCAUUAUCUGAUAUUAAGAUAAUGUGUUGCAUUUCUUCAAAAAAUAACAUGGAUUCUUUUCCAAAACAUACUCCUUGUACAGCGGUUGCAUGGUAUAGUAGUGAUGAAAGUAUGUAUUGUAAAAGAAUUAUAUGAACUAAAAUAUCAGAUCUAUACCUAUUUCCUAUUAAUUUACAAAAAAUAACAUUAAUGAUAUUAUUAAAUGUCUAUCCGAGAAAAAAUUAAUUUUAUGAUAAUCAUUUGCACAUAAUGUAAUACAAAAUUGUAAUUCGUCAUAACACUCCUCGGUGAGAUGUCUUCAUUCUGACUAUAUACAUUGUAACCAUGCCGUUAAUAAUAACUGUACAUCCAAGAGACAUCGGCAAGGUCCUAAUAUUAAAUAGUAGAAUUAAAUUUUUUUUCUUAUUAUUCACUAUUUAAUUUUAAAUGUUUUUAGCUCAACUGAAAAACAUUGAUGCACUAGCGGAAAAUCUAAAGAGAGUUUAUAUUUAUGACGAUAAAAAUUAUGAUUACUACUUUGAACAUUUAAAAACAAAACAUUUAGACGGUUUAAUAGACGAUUUAUCCCAAAUGAUACACGAUAAACACAUUGAUGUAUUAAUUUUUGAAAAUAUGUAUUUGGUAAUAACAAAAUUAAUUACAAUUGUGACUUAGGUAUACAUUUGGUUAUUUAUGAUAUUAACAAUUUUAGUCGUAUGACCCCUACAUGUACGAUGACUCAGGAUACGAAAACGCCAUGCAAACACGCAUUUAUGAAUUAUUUAAGAAUCUACAGAUUAAAAUACCAAAUACAUUAUGUGGUAUAAUGCUUAGAACGUUACCAGAUCCAGGUAAUGUUUAUUAUGGAAAAUAAAAAAUUAUCAUUUCUUGUAACAUAAAGGAAUUAAUAAAGUUAUACAAAUUAUCAUAAUAUGAGGAGGAACUAUGGUCGUCUAUGAGAGUAAUAUAAAGGAAAAAGGGAUCAAUUCCAAUGGUAUCCUAGAUAAAGUGUGGAAAAUAUUAGCAGAAUUAUAGAGAAUCUGAUUUGGAUUUAUCAAUAAGCUGUUGAUGGAUAGGAACAUUUCAAAAUAGUAAAGAAAGAGGGAAAACUCUUUAUAAAUAGAUAUUUUAAAAGGGAAAAAGCUGUACAAUGAUGUGGAAAUUAUAUAGUAGUAAACUUAAUGAAUCAUAGUAUGAAAAUAUGGGAAAAAUUAUAAGAAAUAAUAUAAAAAUGGGACAACAAUAUCUACGAUUAUUGUGGUUGUGUGUCAAAGAAAUGGAUGGAUCCGUUGUUUUGUUGCAUGUCAAAUUGUAGAAAAGUACAGAAAUAAGAAAAACAACCUAUGUAUACUUUUUAUAAAUUUAAAAAAAUUUUAUGACAGUGUACUAAAAAGGGUUCUAAUAUAGGCGUUAGUAAAAAAAAGGAGUUCCAAAAUUGUAUUUUAGUUUGAUAGAUGAUACGUAUGAUGAUUCAAAUAUUAAUGUAUAAUGUGUGUGGGAAAUUAUGUUUGGGAAACUUAAUCCAUGGCAAAAAAAGGAAAUAAACGACUUGCAAUAUCCUAAUAGGAAAUAUUCGGCAUGGUGUAUUAUAAUGACAAUAUUUUUAUAAAAAAAAAAAAAAAAAAUGUAUCGCAAGUACCAAAAAAAAAUUCUCAUGUAUGUAUGAUGUUAUGGAUAGAAUCGUAAAGAAAUUUUUGAGAAGAAAACAAGACAGUGGAGCUGCAGUAAAAGAAAUAAAAUGCGUUGAGAUUAAUUUUAGAUUUUGAAUAAGGAGUAUAAUAAAUGAUCUGGUUUUUUUUUUCGAGGUAAUCAAUUCACAAUGUACAAUCGGUUUUAAAAAGUUAAUUAUGAUGUACAUUUUUUGGAUAGGCAAAUAAACAAACACUCAAACUUAUUCACACAGUGACUCUGAAGAUGUUAAAUUUCUGCCGAAUAGUAACUAAAUUACUUGAAACAUUUAACGACAUUGUCGGCAUGUCAUACCUCUGUUUUUUAUAUUAUUCGAUUUUUGUUGAUAUUUGGAUUACAUUGGCAAGAAGUAUGAGAAAUAUAUUUUCAUUGAAGUUUGAAAUAUAAUUGUAAAAAAAAAAAAAACACAUAUUAAGCUGACUUUUUUCCCUUAAAAACUCAUGAUAAUGUUCAAAGCGUUUCGGCAAACCAAAACAAAUUUAUCAAGAACUAAGAUGAACACAGCGAAAGUCAAUUUCGACACACUCAGUAAAUCCCUAUUAAAAAAAACCGGCACAGUAGUUAAGUUAGGCGGCACUCGAAAGUUCAGAGCAGAUGGAACUAUUUAUGAGAAAGUACGCAAGAGGCGUCUCAUAAACAUUAGGCAUAUGUAAUGGCCCCCGCCCGGCUAACCCAAAAUAUCGAGUAUGGAGCCUCUGAGUGGCAAACGACCUAACUAUUUAAUCCUAUGUUUUGGUUUUUCUUGAAACAGAUGAAUAUCCAUAUUUAGAACUGCUCAUUGUAAUCUGUCUCAUUCGAUUGUUUUAUUACAAGUAUAAUUAAGUCUUAAAUUUACAUACGAGUAUUACGAUCAACAAAAGAUUACAAAAAAUAUUAUAAUGUAUUGUCUAACGGCAAGAUUAUUUUAGCAUUAUAUAUAGUACUUAUUUAUUUUCAGGUUUCAAUUUACCGUACUUAGAACAGGUAGUACCGUUUUUUGUGUAUCCGGCGUGUGAAUUGGUAGAUUGUGUUUACGAUUCUGAUCAGUCAAAAAUGCCCUCCCAAGAUCCGGCAGAUAAAGUUGUAUAUAAAAUAUUAAACUUGUUUGCAACUUUAAUUUAUAUUUUAUGUAGUUUCAAUUGAUGCAUUUAUUAUUUAAGAAUUUCUUGUCAAUAAAACUACUUGUAGUAGUUUAUUUUUAUACGAGUUUAAGGUAUCUUCAACAAUAAUAUUAGUAAUAUAUUAUUUAAAAAUAAAUAGCAAUUGUAUCUCCUAUUUUUAUAGAACAUGUUUUAUUUAUAAAUAAAAGUUUACAAUCUAUGAUUUCAGGAGGAAUACGUUAAAGCAAUAAUUUCUCAAGUAAAGUGUAGUAAAAUAUAUCUAGUUAUACAAAUUGGAGUAUACUCUUCACGAUCAUCUGAAGAACAUAUCAAAGCAGAUUCUUACACAACUGUAAGUGCAUUAUUUAUUUAAUUUUUAAAAAAUGCAGUCACUGAUUUAGGUAACUGAAUGUAUACCUGUAAGUAACGAUGAAACAUUUAUAACGAAAAAACGAUUCUGAGCGGAAUUCAGCAGAUAUAGAUGCUGUGCAGGCAAUUGAUAUGUCAUAUUAUAAUAUUUACUAUAAAAAAAUAAUUAAAUACGAUUUCUAUAUUUUCUAUCAUAAUAUUUGUUUAAUGUUGUACAGAUAUUCCCGGUUUUUCUAAUUUUUUUCCGGUUUUCCCAUGAUUAAAUCCAGUUUUUUACAAUUUUCUGGAAAUAUCUUGGAAAAAUAAGAAUAAAACCUCUCUAAAAUCACUUCCCAGUCAAAUUUACUUUUAGAAACAUUUAUAUUGUAAUAUCCCAAAUCGAAAAAUCUUCUAUCAAAAGUACAGCAUUAGUUGGAUUAUUUUUAGAAACAUUGCUAUCAUUCUAAAUUGGAGCAAAAUUACUGGUAGAAAUGUUGUGCACAGGAAAAAAAAACGGCCGUAAUAUAUUUUAACUAAUACCUACAUUUCUUGUAUUCUCCGUUCUUCCGUCGUUUUUUUUUGUUUAUCAAGUUUUUGAUGAAAUAACUCCUGAGAAACUCUUUUCGCUCCACUCAGAAUCUAAUAGAUGUUAGAAUAACUUUAAUUUUUAAUGGAAAUAAACUUUUACGUCUGUUAGAAAUUAUAAAAAUAUUUAUAAUAAUAAAGUAUUAAUUUUACUAAUAUGUUUUUUUUUUUUUUUUUUUUUUGGUUUUAAAGGUUUAUUAUCAAUUUAACUUCGUUCAGAAUAGUUUUUUCGUUAGCAAUAAUUGAUCGUUGCUUACAGGUAUACCUUCCUAAUAAUUUAUUAGCUAUAAUUUAUCAUAAGGUAUAACAGUAGCUUCGCCCGACACUUUUAUCCUAGGAUGUCUUUUUGUUUACAGUUUUGUUCAGUCAAACCGAGUAAAUAUCGACGAUUCUGUAUAGAUAAUUUAUCAAAUUUCUACAAAAAAGUAAGAAUAUAUUUUUAUUUAUAACAUUUUGUAAGUUGAAUAUAUUUUCUAUGUGUACACCAAAAGGUCAUCGUAAUAUUAUUGUCAAUAAUAUGUGUAGUCUUGAUAAAGAUUUUAUUAAUAUUGAGCCAAAAAGAUGUGUAAAAUUGCCAAUCGUUAAAAAAACAUUUUAAAUUUUAGAUUCUGAAUGGAUGAAGGAAUGUAUUAGCUUUACAAUGAUAUUUUAGAUUCGGAGUUUAGCGAAUAUAAACUGGUUUUACAAAGAUGUAUAUUUAUCUUUUUUUUUAUGUGAAUAUUUUUACUACCAAAAAUCAUACUCCGAUUAUAAAGUAAAACACCUUAUCUAAAAAGAAAUUUUCUUUCUGUUGUACUUUAGAGCGGUUAUUUUUAAAAUUAUAAUUAUAAUUCAAGAUAAUGAAAAAAUCCCGAUUUUUAGACCAAAAAAUAUUGAAAAAUUAAAAAUAAGGUCGUCAUUAGCAACUGUCUUUAUCUUUAUUUUUAACCUACAAAUGUGUCUGCACCCACGUGCGAAGUACGUCCAUCCAUUUUUGGUUUCGACUUUUCCAAAGAAAUUUUUCACCAAAUUCCAGUGAAACACAUUUAUUAAAAGAAAAUUUUGUUCGGUUAUUACCUGAAAAAGUCGACUUUUUUAUUUUUCGUGUAGUUUUUUAAAUAAUAAUUAUUAAGAAAACUUGGAAAAGAACGUACAAAAAACAGGAAAUUUUAUGAACCAGACAAUAUUGUCGUUAUGCAUUAUUAUCAUUUAUGUUUUUUACUGUAAUUCAGUUAUAAAUAUCCGACGAGUCAUGACAUUUCCACUAAAAACCUAAUUUUAAUAUUAGUAAACAUAAUGAAAUAUUUAAACCUGAUUUUCGAAUUCUUAACAGGGAUUUAAUAUUUCCAAAAUUGUUUUUUAAUUUAAUCUCGCAGUUUUUACUUUGGUGUGUGAUUUUUAUUUUCUCUCUGUAAACAACUUUUCCAAAUGAAAUCUUGUUUCGACUUAUAAAGUGUUGCACAAAUAAUUCUCUGUAGUUGUUGCAUUGAAAAAGUAAUUUUUUGAUUUUCAAAUAGCUAAAAUGACAAAUAUUUACAGAUCUCAAUGGUUUAAAUUAUUGCAAAUUAGGUUUUCUACAAGAAAUAUAUUACUUUAAUCUCAGUAUGAUAAAAUAAUUAAUAUUUUUCUUUUUUAAAUUUAACUAUUGACAAAGAAUGUGUUUUUUCGAUAUCUUAAGUAUUUUUCAUAAUAUAAUGGGGAAAAACCAAAAAGUUCAGGAAAUACAAUUUUUUUUUAAAAUAACCGCAUUUUCAUUAUUUAAAUUUUUACAGGAUAUUUAAGGGGAUUCAUACGUGUAUUCGGGUAUAUAAUGUUAUAUAAUAUAGAAUUAUAAAUAUUUCAACGAACAUCGUAAACAUUACAGCCUUUCAACACAUUUUAAACUGAACUUCAAACCGAAUUGUUUUUGUUAGCAAUGUUUUUCUUGUAAGCUACAAGUAAAAAUUAAAUAAAAUAACUUAAUGUAUCUUAAAUUCCCAACUACCCACAUACAACACUGGCCACACCCCUUGGUAUCCGCUACUUUUUUUUAAUUAUGGCGCAACCAUUUUAUUAUUUAAAAUUAUAUAUAUUUUUUUUUUUUGUGGACAAUUUUAUCCACUAUAUAUAUAUUGUUCUGAUUUUUAAAUUUAGCGUCUUUUCUGAAAAUAAAUCGACUUAGUGAAGUACAUUAAGAGGCCAUUUUUCCGUGAUAUGACAUAUUUUUCGUUGAUAAAGACAUUCAACUGAACUCCGCUCAGAAUCGUUUUUUUCAUUAGCAAUGAUUUAUCAUUACUUACAAAUAUUCAUUAAAACAUUUUAUAUUUGACCAUUGACAAAGAGUGUGUUUUUUGAUAUCUGAAGUUAUUUUCAUAAUAUAAUUGAGAAAAACCAGAAGGACGAAAAAUAAGGUUUUUUUUUCAAAUAAUGGCGAAAUGAUUUCUUAUUUUAAAUUUCUAAGAGAUAUUUAUUAUACCAUAAUAAUUGCUUCAAUGGAUAUUUUUUGUUAAAUUUUUAAUCGAGUAAUACCGAAUAACAAAUAUAAAGAACAAUACAAAUUUCUGAAAAUAAUUAAUUUAUUAUUUAAAUUAAGCCAAGAGGCUAGAAUAUGCCAUAGGGUUGACAGAUAACAACCUAACUGAUAGCACACAGUCGCAAUUGUAUAAUAAUUUUAGAAAACUAAGUAAAAAUUAAUUAAUUUAAAUGAAAAAUAAAAAUAUACAAAAGGAAUGUCAAAUUAAGAGCAACAAUAUGAUACACAACAUCAAACAAAUGAAACACAACGCGAUAGAAAUGAAUUAAUAACCACAACUCAAACAACGACCAAGCAAAACACUGCGAACGACCGGUGAACACCGUGCAGCCAAACAGAAGAAAAAAAAAGGAAAUAUGGAUGACCAGAAAAAAAAGAGAAAAACUGGCGGCGGCGCAAAUUGAUAGUUACUGCGUAAGGGCAAGUAGUGCAGCUAAGCAGUCCAGAUGACAAUGGGAAAAUUGCGUUGGCGACAAAUUCGAAAACUAUUGAAGUUUCAACAGUGAUUUUAUUUAAAAUAUUUGUAGAGACUUAAAUCGUUUAUAGAAAACUUAUGUAUACUUUUUCUAGACGUGGUAAAACUUUCGUACAUUUAAAUAAUUUUUGAUUUAGUUAUAGACAUAUUCAUUUUGCGAAUUAUUAACGCAAUUUUUAUUGUAAAGUUAUUUGUUAUAAGUACUAAGAGGUAAUUAGAAUAAGAAUAAGAAUUCAAAAAUAAAAUUGAGUGUAAUGUUGUCUUUUUUUUUAAGAGUUUUAAAAUAGAGUACAUUAUGUUAUAUAGAAUAAUAUAUUUAAAUAUUAUACAUAUUUAUAUUUAUAACAACAUACAUAUUAUAGUCUUUCAACACAUUUUUAACCGAAUUUCAAACCGAAUCGUUAUUUUUGUUAGCAAUGGUUUUCUUGUUAGCUACAGGUAUAAAUUAAAAUGGCCACAAUCCUUAGUAUUAACUAUUUUUUUUUUUAACUAAAGCACAAUCAUUUUAUUAUUUAAAAUUGUUAAGAUUAUUUUUUUUAUCUUUUUUUUUUCUGUGGACAACUUUUCCACCAUAUAUAUAACUCCGUUUUUUAAGUGUAGCGCCUUUUCUGAAAGGAAAUCGGCAUGGGGAGGUACUUUAAGAAAGCCAUGUUUACCAUUAUAUGACAUAUUUGUCGUUCAUAUAGUAGCACUAUCGACUAAACUCCGCUCAGAAUCGUUUUUUCUUAAGCAAUAGUUUAUCUUUACUUACAAAUAUUAAUUUAAAAAAAUGUAUGUAUCUUACUAUUACUACUUUCCACAAACAGUUGCGGUAUCCGUCUUCAGUAUCAUCCCCUUUUUCCUUUUUUUUUUUUAGGGUAAAUUAGUCUCAACACACAAAUUGGCUGGAGUUUUUUUAUACACUUAUGAUUUUGAUGAUUAUCACUGUGAUUGUGGUUGUGGAUGUUAUGCUGCAACAACUGCAAUUACUGCUGGUUUAAAAGGAUCUCCUGAACCUGAAUUGACCAAAUGUACGAGCUGGACACUUCGACAUAAAGAUCGACAUUAAUGAAUAAAGAAAAGUCUCAUGAUAAACCUAAUUAUUAUUGACUUAAACAAUAUACGUUUAAUGUUUAUGUAAACUAAGUGUAAUUUAUUAAAUAUUCAAUAUUUGUAAAAUAAAUGAGCAGUAGUAGUAGAUACUAGUACUAGUUCCAUUACCAAACAUAUCAGUUUUGCUACUUAAGUAUGCCAUUAUUUCACAAUUCAUUGCACACUUUGUCCACACACUGACAUGCCACUUAGCCACUGCGGCGAUCAUGUGGGAGCCGCCAGGUUGAGGACCGCGAAAGGCACUAACACGCGAUACGUGUCAAUAUUUUCGGUCGUGUCGUCACUUCUCUGGGUUCACCUAGCGGAACCAUUCUUUUUUUUUCUCAUCUAAAGUUCUUAAUACCUACAUCUUUCUAUACCUAUACUGCAUUUACAGAUAUCAUAGGCGGGCUGCUGUAUUUAGUAGAGUAUUGCCAUUUGGUGACAAUAGUCAAUAAAAUAGUAAUAUGUACAGUUGUAACUUCAUAGUGAUUAUAGAUUAUUUUUAUUUUAACUUUAAUAUACAAAACAGAGAUAAUAAUCAGUAACUUUAAUUAUCAUGAUAUCACAAAAAAAACAACUUUAAAUAAAAAUAAAAAUAGAUUAUCAAAGCAGUCGUUUUUCAUUAGUGAUAUGAGUAAUAUAGCCGAUAAAUUAAGCAUAUGCCAUGAAAUAAAAAACAACAUAAUUUAUCAUUGUAAAACCUGUUGUUGUAAUUUAAAUAUUGGUUCCGGUUCCGGUUAUUUGAAAAUAUUUAAUUCGGGUUCAUUUAGAUUUAGAUUCCUUAGAUUUUAAGUGUUUUUGUGUUCCAGAACCAGUUCAUUUCGGUUCAAUUCAAGUCUCUGUUCCACACAAAAUGCAAAUAAAAUAUAACGGUUUUUUAUCCGAAAUUUGAACGUCUUGAUCGCUCGAGAAAUUCUAGGAAAAUCACCCUGCACACAUCAACUAUGCUCCAUUAACUUCUUUCGAAAAUCUCUCUCGAAGAGCUAGCUCCAAAUUUUAGCAGUUAAUCACUAGCAGUCACAAUUAAAUCGUGACUGCCGUUCAUCGACUCCAGCAUAAAGUAAGGAUAUCUACAGGUAUACACUAUGCAUUGUGGUUUGCACAUUGUUGUAAUCAUUUUACCGCAUUAUAAGUUGUAAACAAAGCAACGCUAUUAAAGUAUCAACUUAACUCCCCUCAGAAUAAUUUGUUCGUUAGCGACGAUUUAUCGUUACUGACAGAUAUAUAUUAAAUUCCCGUCUAUAUCCUAUCCUCCCAACAUUUCACCUACAACAGUACUGCACCCACGUGCGAAAUAUGUCUGCUCGAUUUUUUUUUUUUUUAAUGUUAUUCUGUUAAAAUAUUCAUUGAGACUUAAAAUAAUGACAUCAAACUUAUAUGAUAUAUUUUCACUAGACAAGGUAAAACGUUCAGAACUGCUGAGUAUUUCCUUAGCUGUUUAUAGACAUUUUAAUUUUGCGAGUUGUUUACUUAAAAUUUAUUUGGUAGGUACUUAAUAGACAAAUUGUUGGACAUCACAGAAAUGCUGAACAUUUGACAAAACGUUAAUUAUAAGACGUACUAAGAGACCGAAAAAAAAACGUCCUAGGAUAAUGGGAUAAACAACGAUAAACCAUUGUUAAAGAAAAAACGAUUCUGAGAGGAGUUCAAUUGAUAGUAAUGCUUUGUCAACAAUAUAUAUGUCAUAUUCUAAUAAAUAAUUAAAUAGGCUUUUUAUAUUUUCUUUAAUAAUAUUUGUUUAAUAUAGUACCGUUUUUUCCAGUUUUACUACGUUUGUCCCAGUUUUCCUAUGUUUUAUCCAGUUUUUUCGCAUUUGAUGAGAAAACUUGAGAGAAAAUCUAAAAUGGUCUUUCGAAAGUAUUUCUCUAGUAAAAUUUCCAUUUAGAAAAAUUGUUAUCAAUAUAAAUUAGAGCAAAAUUACUAGUAGAAAAAUAGAACACACAAAAAGAGAUGGCCAACUCAGGUUGUUUCCCUUUAAAUAUUAUAAUAUUAUUAUUAUACGCAACGCAGAAAUAUAAAAAUAUUAAGAAUGUAAAAUAUCUUUUUUUCUGUUAUAAGGAAUAAAUAACAAUUAAAAAGUUUUUUUAUUGUGCAAAUCUAUGAGAUAGGUUUUUUACGAAAAAUCUAAAAGUAUACAAAAUAUAAUUACAAUGACAUUGAAGAGAAAUAAGUGAAAACAAAAUUAUCUAAAUAAUUGUUUUUCAAUAAUUAAAGGUUACAUUAUUAUUAUCUGCAACAUCCGUGGGCUAACUUAAAAAUACAUUAAUUGUUAGUACUAUCAGUUCCGUAAGUUAACAUUGAAAUCAUAGUUAUUAUCUAAGGUUGCGUAGGUAUGUGGCAGCUCGCGAAUGCACAAUAAUAUCAACCGCUAAAAUUAUUUUAAUAACAAAACCCUUGUUUUAACGAUUGUUACCUUAGUUAAAUAAAAAUAAUAACCUUAUAAAUUUAAUUAUACUUUAUAAUGUGAUAAUAUAGUAAGGUUAUUUAUAGAUAGGGGUGGUAAGUUAAAUUAUUUGCAUACGAAAAUAGUGUAUUUUAUGAAAAAAAAAAACUUUAUUCACUAAAUAUUAUUACGGUUGUAACUUGAAAAAUAUAAAAUAUAUAUCUGUGGUUUGGUGAAAAAAGGGCCAAUGACACAUUUUGUGAUUGAUGAGAAAUGGGAUUUGAAAUUUUACAUCCCCGUAAGGCUCUGUGUAUUUUAUGAAACGUAAAAGUUUGUGUAAAUUUUAAUCUUUACAAAAACUUAAAUUAAUUUUAUUUAAUAAUAAAUAAUUGUACCUUUUCUUUUUGUAAUUCUAACUGAUUUUUAAAAAAGAAUUAUAUUGGCGCUUCUGGCAUCAAGCUACAUAUAUAUAUUUAUGUAUUUUAAAACGAGCAAUGGGGAACUUCAGCCCCUUAGCUCCUCUCUAUACGUUCGCUACUCUAAACAAUGGUUUAUUGUUGGUUACAGGUACAAAUUAAAGAAAAAAACUAUGUAUCUUACCUUCACAAAUAGUCACCUAUAACUGUGGCAACAACUACAGCUAUCCCUAGAAUCAACUCUUUUAAAUUCUAAGUAGAGUGAAGAAGCUUAUGGAUUUUCAAAUAUGUUUAUUUUUUUGUCUGUUAAUAACUCUUCUACCAAUACACUUACACAGACUUCUAAGUAUAGCACUUUUUCUGAAAGAAGAGCGACGUGGCGGGGGUUCUUAAAAAAGGUCAUUUUUCGAUUUUCUCAAGAGUUUUCUCAAAAAAUUUAAAAACUUAGACAUUCUUGGAAGUUGUUAGAAUUUGUUAGACAUUAUUUUCCAAAAUAUUCGAAUUUUGGAUUUGUGGUGCCAACUUCACUUACCACCUCACAAGGUCAAAAUUGCCAAAACUGGUCUUAAAAUAUACACAUAUGUUUGUUAGUCGUUCAAAAGUUCAAAAGAAUUUGUUAGAAAGUUUUUUUUGCUUUAUAUUAUUAUUUUUAAUUAGUAAUUACAAAGUAAAACGUAAGAACAUUUUGUAACGAAUCGUCAGACCGGUGGUCGAAUAACAAUGUCUAUACAGUUUGUUGUAUUUACACAAUUAACGUAAUACAUUUUUGUACACUUUAGUGCUUUCCGCAAGCAUUUUAAAUAUCACCCCCUAUUAAACCUAUUUUAGGGGUGAAAUUUGAAAAAAAUUCAUGCAUAGAGAAUCAAAAUCAGUUUCCUCUUUAAUUUAAUCAGCAAAAUACAGUAUUUAAGACAAGGUUUUCAACUUGUUUAUUAUACUUAAUUUAAAUUAAUAAUCGAAGAAUCUAUAUUAAAACGGCGGAACUAAUUAAUCCCCCAACAAUACAAAACAUUGUCAUCUAAUGGUUCGAACAGAGCAUAAUAUGCGGUUGGUUAUGGCCACUUAUCGGGUCGGUUGUUCGUACGUCUGAGAGAUACUGAGUUUACAAAAAUAAUGAAAUAAUUCAGUUCUAAUUUUAAAUGUCAUACUCACAGAAAUUAAUGUUUAUUUCUGGUAAAAUGCUGGAUAAACGAAGCACCGUAUGUUACAUGAUACUAAACAAAUCAAUAACAUAUAAUAUAUUUAAAUAAAUUAUGUUAUAUAAAUUUAGAUCAUACUGAUAAAACAAGAAAAUGUUGGUACCAGUGGAUAUAUGACACUUGUAGUAAUCAAUUAUAAUUAUUAACCGAUAAUGUUUUCUUUUUUUUUCAUAAGCACUGUGUAAAUAUUAAAUAUAUGAAUUUGUUCGAACAUCAAAUAUACAUAUUUUAAUUUAAUUAAAACAUUAAAAUAAAUUUUGAUGUGAUUAAUAUUCAUUUUCAGUAGGAUAAUAUACUNACUUUGUUAGCAAUAUUCACAAACACAGGAUCAGAUAUAAUAAUGGAUUCACUUAUUGAUAAUAGAAAAUAUCACAUCAAUUUACUUAUUAUUUUGACUAUUUUCGUUGAAAAUUCGAGUACGUAUUUAAUUGAUAUUCUUUUUUUCUAAAAUAUUUUAAUUUUUUAAUCUAAAUAUUUUACUUUUACAAAUUUAAUGAAAGUUUUAGGUAAGGUAUCAUUAUCUGAUAUUAAGAUAAUGUGUUGCAUUUCUUCAAAAAAUAACAUGGAUUCCAUUCCACAAGAUUCUCCUUGUACAGGGAUUGCAUGGUUUAGUAAACAUGAUUGUAUGUAUUAAAAAAAAAAUUAUAUGAAUUAAAAUAUCAGAUCUAUACCUAUUUCUUAAUAAUUUACGAAAAAUAACAUAUAUGAUAUUAUUAAAUGUCCAUCCUAAAUAAAAUUAAUUUUAUGAUAAUCAUUUGCACAUAAUGUAAUACAAAAUAUUAAUUCGUCAUAACACUCCUCGGUGAGAUGUAUUCAUUCUGACUAUAUACAUUGUAACCAUGCCGUUAAUAAUAACUGUACGUCUAAGAGACAUCGGCAAUAUCCUAAUAUUAAAUAGUAGAAUUACAUUUUUUUAUUAUUAUUUACUAUUUAAUUAUAAAAGAUUUUAGCUAAACUGAAAGACAUUGAAGUACUCGCGGAAAAUUUAAAGAGAGUUUAUAUUUAUGACGAUAAAAAUUAUAAUUACUAAUUUGAACAUUUAUAAACAAAACAUUUAAAUGGUUAAGUAGACCUAUUUAUAUUAUUAUUACUAUAAGUAUAUUAUUAAAACCUAUUUCCUAAUAAUUUAUAAAAAAUAACAUAAAUAACAUUAUUAAUAGUACAUCCUGAAAAAUUGAAAUUUUUGGUAAAAAGUUUUCCCAUGAUAAAGUAUAAAAUUAUACUAUAUCGUUAUCUACGACCGUAUGUCCUAAAAAUAAAUAGUAGAAUUACAUUUUUUUUCUUAUUAUUCACUAUUUAAUUUUAAAUGUUUUUAGCUCAACUGAAAAACAUUGAUAUACUAACAGCAAAUCGAACGAGAAUUUAUAUUUAUAACGAUAAAAAAUAUGGUUACUAUUAUGAACAUUUAAAAACAAAAAAAAUAGAUGAUUUAAUAGACGAUUUAUGCCAAAUGAUACACGACAAACGCAUUGAUGUAUUAAUAUUUGAUAAUAUGUAUUUGGUAAUAAUAAUAAUUAGAACUGUGAUUUAGGUACCUAUAAUUUUAAUUAAUUAUGAACAUUAACAAUUUAGCCGUAUGAUCCCAUCGUAUACGAUGACUCGGGAUANCUAACCCAAGACAUCGAGUGUGGCGCCUCCGAGUGGUAAACGAUAUAAACGUUUGAUUAUAAGUUUUGCUUUUUCUUGAACAGAGGAAUAUCAUGUGGCCCAUAUUUAAAACUAGUCAUUGUAAUUUAUCGUAUUUAAUUGUUUUAUUACAAGUAAAAUUAAGUCUUUAAUAUACGUAUGAGUAUUACGAUUGACAAAAAUUACAAAAAAAUUAAUGUAUUGUCUUAAAAAUAGAUUAUUUUAGCAUAAUAUAUAAUACUCAUAUGUUCAGGUUUCAAUUUACCGUAUUUAGAACCGGUAGUACCAUUUUUUGUAUAUCCGGCGUGUGACUUGGUAGAUUGUGAUUACUAUGAUGAUGUGACAGAAAUGCCCUCACAAGAUCCGGCAGAUCAAGUUGUAAAUAUUCCAUUAAACUUAUUCACAACAUGAAUUUAUAUCUUUACGUAAUUUUAAUUAGUAUUUUUUAUUAUUUAAGAAUUGUUUGGCUAUAAAACUACUUGCAGUAAUUUUCAAUUUUUAUACGAGUAUAAGUUAUAUUCAAUAAUACUAUUAAUAAUCCGAGUGUGAUAUAUAAAAAAUAAUAUUAAUUGUACCUCCUAUUAUUUAGAACAUAUUAUAUUUAAAAGUAAACGUCUACAUUCUAUAAUUUCAGGAGGAAUUCGUUAAAGCAAUAGUUUCUAAAGUAAAGAGUAGUAAAAUAUAUCUAGUUAUACAAAUUGGAGUAUACUCUUCAAAAUUAUAUGAUGGCCCUCUCAAUGCAGAUACUUACACAACUGUAAGUCAUUUUUUAUUUAAUUUUAAAAAAAAUGGUGCCACUGUUUUAGAUAAUUGAAUGUAUGCCUGUAAGCAACAAUGAAACAUUGAUUACGAAAAAAAAACGCUUCUGAACUGAGUUCAGUAGAUAGUGAUGUUUUGUAGGCAAUUGAUAUAUCAUAUUAUAGAAAAAUUAUCAAAUUAGGUUUCUAUAUUUUCUAUAAUAAUAUUAUGCUUAAUGCUAUACAAUUUUUCCGGUUUUCCCAUGAUUAAACUUAGUUUUUCACAAUUGCCUAGAAAAGUCUUGUAAAAAUCAAAAUAAUACCUCCCUAAAAUACAUUUCCAAUAAAAUUUACUUUUAGAAACAUUUUUACUAUUAAAUAUCAAAUCGAAAAAUUACCCUCAAAAGUAGCUCAUUAGUCGGAUUUCUUUUUAAAAACAUUUCUAUUAUUUUAAGUUGGAGCGAAAUUGUUGGUAGAAAUAUUGUUCACAGGAAAAAAGAAGGCCGUAAUAUAUUUCAACCAAUACCUAAAUUUUUUAUAUUUUUCCAUUUUUCCACCGUUGUUUUUCGGUUUUCCAAUUUGACGAGAUAACUCCUGAGAAACUCUUCGCUUCACUUAGAAUCUAAUGGAUUUUAAAAUAAUAACUGUCAUUUAUAAAGGAAUAAGCAUUAAUUUUGUAAGAAAUUAUAAAAAUACUUUUAUGUAUAAAUAUUUUAGAUCCUGAGUGUAGUGAUGAAUGUAUUAGUUAUACUAAAAUACAAUUAUAAUUUUUUUUUUUUUUAUUAUUAUGUGUAUAGCAAUUCUACUAAAAAUUUCCCAAGCUUUUUUCAUAAUAUCCGAAAAAAACAAAUAUUAAAUGUUGAAAAACCGAACAUUUACGAAAUGUUAGUAGGUAUUAUUAAAAAAAAUAUUACAGCCUUCUGUUUUCCCGUGAACAACUUUUAUACCAGCAAUUUUGCUUCACUUUAUAAUGAUAGUAAUUUUUCUGAAAGGAAAUAUAGCUGGGAACUUUCUUUAAGGAUGCCAUUUUACGAUCCCAUUCCAGGUUUAUGUAAAAACCAAGGGAAAUAAUGGUAAAAACAAUGGAAAACACAGGACAAACGGGAAAAUAUAUACAGUGUAAAACAAAAUAUAAUAUUAAAGAAAAUUGAAUACAUUGCCUGUUUAAUUAUUUUACCAUAAUAUGACAUAUAUAUUGUUGACAAAGCAGUAUCAACUGAACUUCGCUUAGAAUCGUUUUUUUUUUUUUUGUUAGCAAUGGUUUAUUGUUGCCUACAGGUAUACCUUCCUAAUAAGUUAUUAGCUAUAAUUUAUCACAAGGUAUAACUGUGGCCCGACACUUUUAUCCUAGGAUGUCUUUUUGUUUACAGUUUUGUUCAGUCAAACCGAGUAAAUAUCGACGAUUCUGUAUAGAUUAUUUAUCAAAUUUCUACAAAAAAGUAAGAAUAUAUUUUUAUUUAUAACAUUUUGUAGGUUGAAUAUAUUUUCUAUGUGUACACCAAAAGUUCAUCGCAAUAUUAUUGUCAAUAAUAUGUGUAGUCUUGAUAAAGGUUUUAUUAAUAUUAUAGAAGCGCAAAUCGUUGUAAUCAUUUUAUCAUAUUAUGACAUAUAAUAUAAUAAUGACAAAACAAAUCUAUCAAAUUUACUACACUCAGAAUCAGUUUUUUGCCAGUUAUUGUUUAUCGUUGAUUAUAGAUAUACAAUAAAUUCCCGUCUGCAUCCUACUCUCGAAACUUCCAGACUACAAAUGUGCCUGCACCCACGUGCGGAGUGCGUCCGUCUUUUUUCGGUUUUUAUUUUUAUAUAGAAAUAGAUUACCAAACUCAUGUUUAACAUUUUAUUAAAAAAAAAUUUUGUUUGGUUGUUACUUGAAGAAGUCGAUUUUUCGUGUAGUUUUCUUAAAAAUAAUUAUUAAGAAAAUUUGAAAAAAAACGGGAAACUUAGAAUUAGACAUUAUUAUCAUUAAGCAUUAUUUCCAAUUUUUUUUUUUAUUGUAAUUCGUUUUAAAAUAUUCGCCGAGUCAUGACAUUUCUACUAAAAAUCUUAAUUGAAUAUUUGUAGACAUAAUAAAAUAAUUAAAACGUAGCCUUUUUUAAAAUCAUUACAGGAAUUUAAUAUUUUAAAAAAAAUUUUCAUGUCAUUUUUGGAUUUUUAAAUAGGUAAAAAUACAAAUAAUUACAGAUUUCAAUGUUUUAAAUUGUUCCAAAUUAUGUUUUCUACAAGAAAUAUUACUUUAAUCUCAUUCUGACAAAAUAAUGAUUUUUUUUUCGUUUUUAUACUUACCUUUAGACAGAGAAUAUGGUAUUUGACAUAAAAAGUAUUUUUCAUAAUAUAAUUGGAAAAAAUCAAAACGAAAGAAAAAUAUGAUUUUUUUUCAAAUAACGGCGAAAUGAUUUCUUAUUUUAAAUUUUUACGCGAUAUGUAUUAUACCAUAAUUAUUGCUCUUAUAGAUAUUUGUUAAAUUUUCAAUCAAAUUACAUUAAGUAUGCCAUACGGUUAACGGAAUUCAACCUAACUGAUACCAUACCGUCGCAAUUGUAUAAUGAUUUAAGGAUACUAAGUAAAAAUUAAUUAAAUUCACACACAGAAAUAUUCAAUACGGAAAGGACAUAUAUUGUUUAUUUUUACUCAAACUAUGGCAGAAACCAACUGUAUUAUAUAAAAAAAAAUAACAAAUAUAAAAAUGAUUAUUAUAUUUUUCAUACAUAAUAGCAGUAAAAUACUAAUAAAAAAAAAUUAAUAAUAAUGGUAUAAAUAUGUAUCGCUCUUAGCUCCUAACAGUUGGUAAAUAAACUUAACUGGAUACAUUUACACCUAUCAACAUUUAAUGAAAAUAAAUAAUGGUAGGUAUCACUCACCUGAGAAACCAUAAUUACAGCUUGUUUCACCCAUGCGACAGCACCGAGACCCGUAUAAUAGGUAUAAUAAAAUAAUAAAGAAAACAACAGCUUGAGUCCGAAUGUCACGACUAUCACUACCAAAACCUUUUAAUGAAUUGCGCCCACAAAUAAAACCAACAACUGCAGCAAAAAUCUGCCAAAACUGCAACCACAAGACAACAACAAAAACAACCGAAAUUACUUAAUUCAUCAGGACACAGAACAACUACUAUAGUACUAUGCAACAAUUCAGGCCAUAAAUCGCCUACUCAUGCGAUCCUUUUGAACUAAAAACAAAAUUUUGUGUGAAACUGUAAAAGGAAAACAAUAAUAUAUGUCUAUAAAGAAAUCUGAAUGAACUAAUGUAGAUAUAUUGGACAGAUUAAUAUUCUGCCAAAAACAACUUGGUGACAUUGACCAUGUGGUUUUCUUCAGCACGAAGGCUUAAGUGAAUAGCGAAAAAAAAUGCGAUACACAACACCAAAAAAAUGAAACACAAUGCCAGAGAAAUUAAUUAAAAGCCAAAAUUCGAACAACGACCAAACAAAACACUGCGGACGACCGGACAGCACCGAACAGACAAGCAGAAAAAAAUAAAGAAAAUAUGGAUAACGGAAAAAAAAGAGAAAAACUGGCGAUAGCGCAAAAUGAUAGGGACUGCGAAACAGCAAGUGGUGCAGUCAAGCAGUGAUGGCUAUCCAGAUGAAAAGGAAAAUUGCGACGGCGACGAAUUCGAAACUCUUAAAGUUUCAACAGUGAUUCUGUUUAAAAUAUUUGUAGAGACUUAAAACGUUGACAGAAAACUUAUAAAUACUUUUUCGUGGUGUUGAGCAUCACAGAAAGACCUUAAAAUUGUACAGAACGAUUAUUAUAAGUCAUACUAAGAAGUCAAAAAUAAACUUGAGUGUAAUGUUAUCUUUUAUUUUAAGAGUUUUAAAAUAGAAUAAGUAUGAGUAUACCAGGAUAUUGUGUUACAUAAUAUAGAAUAAUAUAUAUUUUAAGGAAGAUCGUAAAUAUUACAGCCCAACCGAAUCAUUUUUUCGUAAGCAAUAGUUUAUCUUUACUUUCAAAUAUUAAUUAAAGAACUGUAUGCGUCCUAUUGUUACUACGUUCCAUACUCAGUUGCAGAAUCUGUCUACAGUAUCAUUUUCUGUUUUUCUUUUUUUUUUUUUAGGGUAAAUUAGUCUCGACAUACAAAUUAGCUGGAGCUUUUCUAUACACAUAUGAUUUUGAUGAUUAUCACUGUAAAUGUGGUUGUGGAUGUUAUGCUGCAACCACUGCAAUUAAUGCUGGUGUACAAGGUUCUCCUGAGCCUGAAUUGACCAAAUGUGACAAAACCUGGACACUUCGCUAUAAAGAUCGAAAGUAA
Molecule: messenger RNA, 27022 nt
Organism: Cinara cedri
Lineage: Eukaryota; Metazoa; Arthropoda; Insecta; Hemiptera; Aphididae
Source: the annotation of a GenBank genome assembly